Molecule: messenger RNA, 1608 nt
Organism: Aureobasidium subglaciale EXF-2481
Lineage: Eukaryota; Fungi; Ascomycota; Dothideomycetes; Dothideales; Saccotheciaceae
Exons: 4
Coding region: 1-1608 (535 amino acids)
Biological process (GO): transmembrane transport
Cellular component (GO): membrane
Molecular function (GO): myo-inositol:proton symporter activity
Source: RefSeq, a predicted model, not a curated record
AUGUCCGUCGACAACAAAAAGCUCAAGGACGUCAAGGAUGACGUUUUCAUCGACAGGAUCGAGAAGCUUGACACCUUGUCGGACGAGCACAUCGAAGCCGAUCAUAUCGAGAGUACGGCAGCUUCGAAGGCGGCAUGGUUGAUUGCCAUGACCGUGUCUAUCGGCGGCUUCCUCUUCGGUUACGAUACUGGCUACAUAUCUUCGGUUCUGGUCACCAUUGGUACAUCUCUAGGUCAUGAACUCAGCACGAGCGAACAAGAGCUUGUGACUUCUCUCACAUCAGGAGGAGCUCUUGUUGGCGCAGUCUUUGCUGGCCUGGUCGCUGACAAGUACGGAAGAAAAAUGCCGAUUUAUGCCGCAUGUGCGGUCUUUGUCAUUGGAACACUUCUGCAAGCCGCUGCAUUCCAUCUGCCUCAAUUCGCUGUUGGCCGGUUCGUAGUAGGCCUUGGUGUUGGCUCAGCAGCCUGUAUCUGUCCGUUGUUCAUUGCCGAAAUCUCGCCCAUGCGCUACAGAGGAAGAGUGGUCGCCUUCAACAACAUGAGCGUUACCCUCGGACAACUCAUCGCAUCGGCCAUCGGUGCAGGCUUUGCUCAAGUGCAAGGAGAAGCUUGGCGCGGAACAGUGGCCAUUGGAGGUCUGCCACCAAUCGUCCUUGCUAUCCUCCUUAUGUUCUGUCCAGAGUCACCCAGACAGUUGAUUGCUCACGGUCGAACCGAGCUCGCAGAUGCUUGCCUUCUCAAGAUCUACCCUACAUCAACCCCAGAGACGCGUCAAGCAAAGAUUCGCUCCAUCGAGGCGUCCAUUCACGAGAACACUGGGUCGCUGGCCGACGAGUCAAUCUGGAAGUCUACGAAGCGUAUUUUUACCACACCUGCUACUGGUAGAGCAGUGCUCACAGCUUGUGCUAUCAUGGCCAUCUCUCAGCUUGGUGGCUUCAACACACUCAUGUACUACAGCGCUACCCUGUUCGGCCUCGUUGGCUUUGCGAACGCUACAGCUAUCGCCAUUGUAGUUUCUGGCACAAAUUUCCUCUUCUCGAUCGUCAACCUCGUCCUCGUAGAUCGUUUCGGUCGUCGUGCCAUCCUCAAAGUCACUGUCUUGGGCAUGGCUAUCUGCAUGCUCAUCGCAGCUGUCAGUUUCCACUACAUACCCAUCAACACAAAGACACUGGAGCUCACCAGUGAUGUCACCGGCUGGCCCGCCGUUUUGGUCCUGGUCUGCAUCAUUUGUUACGUCGCCUUCUUCUCCUCUGGUGUAGCUACGAUCGCUUGGAUCGGCACAGAGCUCAUCCCUACUGAAGUCCGUGCUGUAGGCACUAUGAUCAAUACUGUCACUUGCUGGAGCACAAAUAUCAUCGUUUCCUCUACUUUCUUGUCCAUGAUGAAGGGGCUUACACCUACCGGCGCUUUCGGCUUCUACUCUGGAAUCUGCACUAUUGGAUGGAUCUUUGUCAUGUUCUGCUACCCUGAGUGCAAGGGUAUGCCUCUUGAGGUUAUCAGAGAAGUGUUCCAGCGUGGCUUCGGUGUCGGAUAUUCGAAGCAGUGGCAAAAGGAGAAUGCGGCUUUCGCUAAGGCCAAUGCCAUGGGCAAUGUGAACUUCGGUCACUAA